UAGGUCAUCUCCUUUCAUACUUAGACACAUAUAAAUCGAUAUGAGUGCCGAGUUCGUGGCAGCUUUAAGUGAGACCUUAAAGCAGACAUUGGUUCCAGACUCCAAUGUCAUCAAACAAGCAUCCCAGAAAUUAACUAAAGAAUUUUAUACCAAUCCAAAUAUCAUCGCAGCUUUAUUUCAUAUUUUACAAAGUUCUGAAGAUAAUGAUUUAAAACUUGUUAGUGCAGUUGAAACAAGAAAGUUGGUUAUUUCUUCAUGGGAUAAAGUUGAUGAAACCACCAGUAAUCAAAUUAAAUCUAAUUUAUUACAAAUUUCAUUUUCUCAACCAACUAAAUCACUUAGACGUUCAUAUGCCAAAUUAAUUGCUGCAGUUGCUGAACAAGAAUCAAAUGAAAAUUCAUUUAAUGAAAUUUUGUCAGGUUUAAUUAAUUAUGUUCAAGAUUCAAAUGUUGAAAUUAAAGAAUCUGCAGUACUUGCUUUAUUAUCAAUUUUAGAAACUUCUCAUGAAGCUUUACAUGCUCAUAUUGGACAAUUUUUACAAUUAUUUUCAAAUUUAUUAGUUGAUCAAAGUUCAAUUGAUGUUAGAGUUAAUUCAGUAAUAUCUCUUGAUAUUCUUGGUCAAUUUAUUGAAGAUGCUGAACCUAUUGAUACUCGUUUAGCUAAUGAAUUUAAGAAUACAAUUCCAGGAAUGGUUAAUGUUUUAAAAGAAGUUAUUGCUAAUGAUGAUUCUGAUAAUGUUAAACAAAUUUUUAAUGUAUUUAAUGGAUUUGUUUAUCUUGAUAAUAAAUUAAUUGGUGAUCAUCUUAUUAAUUUACUUCAAUUUAUCGGUGAAAUUUCUGCUAAUACUGAUAUUGAUGAAGAAUAUAGAAAUUUUGGUUUACAAUUUAUAAUUUCACUUGUUGAUACAAGAAAAACCAAAAUUUCUUCAAAUAAAUUAGGUCCCCAAUUAACUUUAAUGGCAGUUAAAAUUGCUUCUGAAGAAAUUGAUGUUGAAGCUGAAUUACUGACUGAAGAAGAAGAAAAUGAAAAUGAAGAAAAUAGUCCUUCAACUUUAGCUUUAAGAUUAAUUGCUGGUUUAUCAAGUAAUUUACCAACUUCUCAAGUGGUUACUCCAUUAAUUGAAACUUUACCAUCUAUGAUUUCUUCUUCAAAUCAAUUUGAAAGAAGAGCUGGUUUAUUAAGUAUUGGAGUUGCAUCAACUGGUGCACCAGAUUUUGUUUCAAAUCAAGUUCCAAAAUUAUUACCAAUUAUUGUUACUGGUUUAAAAGAUUCUAGUCAAAUUGUUAGAGUUGCUGCUUUAAGAACUUUAACUGAAUUUACUAGUGAAUUACAAGAUAAUAUUGCAACUUUCCAUGAAGAAUUAUUACCAUUAAUCUUUGAAAAUAUUGAUUCUGCUACUUCAAUUAAAGCUUAUAAAUAUGGUUGUAGUGCUUUAGAUGGAUUAAUUGAAUUUAUGGAUCAUGAUGCUAUGGGUCAAUAUAUUGAACCAUUAAUGAAUAAAUUAUUUACUAUGUUACAUCAAGCUAGUUCAUCAUCUUUACAAUGUACUAUUGUUUCUGCUAUAGGUUCAACUGCUUUUGCUUCUGGUAAAGCUUUUACACCUUAUUUUAAUAAAUCUAUUGAAUUAUUAGAACCAUUAAUUACUCAAUCAACUAGUACUGAAGGUUUAUCAGAAGAUGAUAUUGAAUUAAGAGCUAUAACUUUUGAAAAUAUUUCUACUAUGGCAAGAGCUGUAGGUUCAGAAUCAUUUGCUGUAUAUGCUAAACCAUUAGUUGAAGCUUCUUACAAUUGUUUAAGUUCAGAUCAUUCAAGAAUUCGUGAAUCUGGUUUUGCCUUUAUUAGUAAUAUGGCUAAAGUUUAUGGAACUCAAUUUUCAGAAUUCCUUGAUCAAAUUAUCCCUAAAAUUAUUGAAUGUUUUGAACAAGAUGAAUUCACUUUUAAUGUUGAUGCAUUUGAUGAAGAUGGUGAAGAAGAAGAUCUUGAAAAUAAAUUUAAUGUUAAUACUGGUAUAACUAUUGAAAAGGAAAUUGCUGCUGUUGCUUUAGGUGAAUUAGCUAUUGGAACAGGUGCUGCUUUUACUAAAUAUAUUGAAGUUUCUGUUAAAACUCUUAUUGAACAAGUUGAAAAUUCUUAUGGUAUGAGAGAAACUGCUUUAAAUACUUUAUUUAAAAUUACUAGAGCUUAUUUUGAUGUUAUUCAAGGUAAAGAUUUUAAAGCUCCAAAGGGAGUUCCACAAACUUCUUAUGUUGAUUCUUCAGUAUUAGAAUUAAUAAAUCAAGUUAAAAAUUUUGCUGUUGAACUUUUAGCUGAAGAAUUUGAACCAACUAUGGUUGCUUGUAUCUUAGAUGGAAUUUCUGCUUCACUUAAUGAUCUUGGUUCAAUUGCUAUUAUUGAUAGUCCAAGUCAAACUUCUCAAUUAGAAAGUUUAUGUGUUCAAUUAAUGCAAUUAAUUAAGAAGGAACAUCCUUGUCAAAUUGAAGAAGAAGAAGUUCCUGAAGAUGAAGAUGAUUCUUCUGAAACUGAUGCUUUAAUUUAUGAUAGAGCCGUUGAAGUUUUAAUUUCUUUAGCUGAUGCUUUAGAAGGAGAUUUUAUUAAAGUAUUUGGUUCAUUUAAAGAUUUACUUAUUAAAAAUGUUUCUAGUAAGAGUAAAACUAUUAGAAGUACUUCAGUUGGUGCAUUGGCUGAAAUUGCUGCUGGAGUUAAAUCUACUAAUCCAUAUUCUCAAGAAUUAUUAGAAGUUUUCACUGAUAGAAUUGCUAAUGAUAAAUCAUUUGAAGUUAAAGGUAAUGCUGCUUAUGGUAUUGGUUUAAUUAUUGAAAAUAGUUCUGUUGAUCUUACGGCUGCUUAUCCAACUAUUUUACAAUUAUUAUUCCAAUUAUUAAGUAAAAUUGAUAAAAAGGCUACUUCUGUUGAUGAUGAUGAAUCUCUGGCUAUUGUUAAUAGAUCUUAUGCCAAUGCUUGUGGAUGUGUUGCUAGAUUAAUUUUAAAACAUGAACAAGCUGUUCCAUUAGAACAUGUUAUUGGUCCUUUAUUAAGUCAUUUACCAUUAGAAACUGGUUUUGAAGAAAAUGCUCCAAUUUUCAAAGUGAUUAUCAAAUUAUAUGCAUCUAACAAUGCCCUUAUUGUUAAUGAAACUCAAAAGAUUAUUGAUAUCUUUGCCAAAGUAUUUAUUAAAGAAGCUGAUAGAAUUAAAUUAGUAAAUGAAUCUACUUUAGGUAGAGAAGAAAAUCUUGAUGCCAUGAAACAAUUUGAAACUCCAGAAAUUAAAGCUGAAGUUAUUGCAUUAUUGAAAUCCCUUGAUCAAAAAUUUAACGGAGUUGUCUCAGCCAAUGAAGUCUUGAGAUCCGUCAUUGCAUAAACAUAAACAUAAUUUCUUGUUUUAUAAUAUUAUUAGUACAAUUAUUUCUUUCUUUUUUUUCCGCUUGAUUUUAUGUCCCUGUCUCAGAUUCUCUUUUAGAUUUUAAUACUAUAUUCACUUCCAGUCAUUUUCAUAUUGAAACUCCAUUGUAGU
Molecule: messenger RNA, 3511 nt
Organism: Scheffersomyces amazonensis
Lineage: Eukaryota; Fungi; Ascomycota; Pichiomycetes; Serinales; Debaryomycetaceae
Exons: 1
Coding region: 41-3358 (1105 amino acids)
Biological process (GO): protein import into nucleus
Cellular component (GO): cytoplasm; nucleus
Molecular function (GO): small GTPase binding; nuclear import signal receptor activity
Source: RefSeq, a predicted model, not a curated record